Molecule: messenger RNA, 791 nt
Organism: Caenorhabditis sp. 36 PRJEB53466
Lineage: Eukaryota; Metazoa; Nematoda; Chromadorea; Rhabditida; Rhabditidae
Source: the annotation of a GenBank genome assembly
AUGGAGGACGUCGCCAACACUUUAGCGAUGAGUCAAAGUGUAAUGGAGAAAAUGCAGAAGCUCGAGAUCUCAAAGGUUCCAAUAACGUGUAAUGGUCAGGUGAAUACCGCUGAAAUGUUCAGAAAUACGACGUGGAAAAGUUCGAAACAUUGCUGAGAUUGCCAGCACGUGAAGUGAACGCAUUCAUGGCAAAAGAAGCGAAAAAAACGGAUGAGGAGAAGAUGACCGAGGAAGACAGAAGGGUAAAGAAAUCGCGAGAAGAGAAAAAGGAACGGGCGGCCAGAACUCUUCAGAAAUACGUAAGACUCCAUUGGGAAUGAAGAGACUUAACGAGAGAAUUUUUUCAGUUUCGGAAGAUCAGAGUUCGAAAAGAAAAAGACGCGUACAGGACCAGAAUCACAAAGAUAUCAGCAAAGAGAAGAGUGGCUCUUCUGGAGCAGAUCCGUCAGAAGAUGGGGGAGCAGCAGCCGGUGAGACGGUUCGGAGGGUAUCAGGUGGUGCGGGCGGUCGAACUUCACAGAGCCAGGCAGCACAUGCACGGCAACUGGCUCGCCAAACUGUCCGUCGACGUCAACUUCCACGAGAUGAAUCUCUCGAGACCGAGUUGGUUUUCCAAAGUCGAUUCUCCUCUAAAAGGCCUGUUUUCAGAUUCUCCAACUCAUCCGAUCGCCCAUUCGAUUCCUCUGCUCAUCCGUAAAAGCGCCGAAUUGAAACACGAGAAGAAGAUGAAAGAGAUCGAACGCGCAACAAUGGACAUCUACUGUGGACUUGGACCUCAGAAGAAUUCAUAA